GCCCCCGCGCGGCGCUGCGGAACCGGAGCUCCGGGCAGCGUCGGCAGUGGCGCGGGAGGCGGCAAGGCCGGGACGGCAGGAGCCGGCGCGGCGACCGCAGCGAGCGCGGCGGGGACGUAGCAGACCACGACGAAGGCGCACAGGCAGCCGGGCCGGGCCGGGCCACUGGGAGAGCGGCCGCCGGGAAGCGGGCGGGAGGCCGGGCGGGCAGCGGGCAGCCACCGAGCUGCGAAGCGACAUGGUGGUGCUCAAGGAGUAUCGAGUCAUCCUGCCAGUGUCUGUAGAUGAGUAUCAAGUAGGGCAGCUGUAUUCUGUGGCUGAGGCCAGUAAAAAUGAAACAGGUGGUGGUGAAGGCGUGGAGGUCCUGGUGAACGAACCCUAUGAGAAGGAUGGUGAGAAAGGCCAGUACACACACAAGAUCUACCACUUACAGAGCAAAGUACCCACGUUUGUUCGAAUGUUGGCCCCUGAGGGAGCCCUGAAUAUACAUGAAAAAGCAUGGAAUGCCUACCCUUACUGCAGAACUGUUAUUACAAAUGAGUACAUGAAAGAAGACUUUCUGAUUAAAAUUGAAACCUGGCACAAACCAGAUCUUGGCACCCAGGAGAAUGUGCAUAAACUGGAUCCUGAGUCAUGGAAACAUGUGGAAACCAUAUAUAUAGACAUUGCAGAUCGAAACCAAGUACUUAGCAAGGAUUACAAGUCAGAGGAAGAUCCUGCAAAAUUUAAAUCUAUCAAAACAGGCCGAGGACCCUUGGGCCCAAAUUGGAAGCAAGAACUUGUAAAUCAGAAAGACUGCCCAUAUAUGUGUGCAUACAAACUGGUUACUGUCAAGUUCAAGUGGUGGGGCCUGCAGAGCAAAGUGGAAAACUUUAUACAUAAGCAAGAAAGGCGUCUGUUUACAAACUUUCACAGGCAGCUGUUCUGUUGGCUUGAUAAGUGGGUUGACCUGACCAUGGAUGACAUUCGAAGGAUGGAAGAAGAGACAAAGAGACAGCUGGAUGAGAUGAGACAAAAGGACCCAGUCAAAGGAAUGACAGCAGAUGACUAAAGCCACCCCUCCCCCUUCUGCACUUUUUGCAAGACAGUGGUCAACAGGAAGGCCCAGCAGCUCCACCCUCCUGAGUGACAGGCCAUCUUCGGACGCAGCCUUUCUGUGCCCAUUCUUCAGGCAACUUUCAAUCCCUUACUGUAGCUAAUUCUAGAUGCCCUUUAAUAUUGUGAACAAAUAGACCCGUCCGGUAUUACAAAGCCCGUGCGUGCGGGAGCCUGCUCCUCUGAGAUAUAUGGCGUGUAGGUUGCUGUAUUUACAGCUCCUCCCUCUCUCCAUUGUGUUCUGACGCAUUUCCAUGUGUACCCCCACCUUUAUUUCCAAGUGAUAUUUUUAGUCUUUCAAAAUAGCUGCCUUUUGUGAUGUGGUGAUUUAAAUGAUUUAAUUCAUUUGUUUUCAACCUUGGGAUUAACUGAGGUAUUUUGUUUCCUGGGCAGAUUUUGCAAUUUUGACUACUCACCUAGGGAGAGGGGAUGAGUUAGAAAUACAGAGAUUUUUCCCCCCAGUUCCACAGACUAGCAAUGUGGCUUUGUAACUCUGACAUCUGCUCCCAGUAACCCUACUGUUAGAGUGCUCUAAGUACCAUGGAGGUACCCAAGGCCUAGCCAGUCUCUGUUUAAGAAAAUUUUAACUAAUACACAUAAUCUUUGCCCCAGUCAUUGUAUCUGUAGUCACUAUUCUUAGAAAUACCUGUGGUUUCUCAGCCCUCCUGUUGCCCACUCUGCCUCUCUCUGCAGAGCCUACAAAACACCCCAAUCAACUCUCCACCUGGAGGGAAUUGUCCAAUUGUGGCCCUUAGAAGUGAGUCUGCCCCAUAGGUAUGGAUCAGUCUGACCCCCAGGAGCUCUGUUUGUCUGUGCUCCUCUUCCCUUUUGGGUUGGUGCUGCCACUCAGCAAUAAUCUUCUUUUCUCUGUGCUUUCUUAGGUCCCUGUCCUCUGUCUUUGAGGCUGAUUAGGACAUGAGAGUCCUGAUCUUUUCAUGCUGCACAAAAUGAGCAUGCAAAAAGCUUUCUUCCAGCAGAACAUGUUCCCUCUUGUCUCCAGUUGCUGGAAAGGAAUUUGGGGAUCAAGAACUCAGCUCAUCCUGCCCCCAUGCUGAGUUCUGUCCUGGACAAUCAAAAGCAAGUAGUGAUCAUAGUAUAGAACUCUACCAAAGUAAACUGGCAAAGGAGUCCAGGCUACAGGGGAAUAGAAGCUGCCGAGUACUUCAUAGUCUCCUACAACUUGGCAGAACCCAAGUACAGCUUCUUAGUGGGAGAAUCUGCCAUAGCGGUGGUUCCACCUGACAUUCCUCCAACCUUGUGAAGUAUGCUGGCUUGAUCCAAGCCCAUGCUGGCCUGGGUGCAUCUGCUAAUGAGAGAGACCAAAUCUCUCUGUUGGGGGAAGUGAGAAGUGGGAUGAGAUGAUUCAUCUUUGUUUUUGUCAGUUUGUUUGCCUUACUUAUUUCUAAGUGCAAUAAGGGAGCGUCUCACAGGAUUGCACCUGUGACAUCCUCAUGGAUGCUGCCCUGUGGCCCUCCUGAGCUAAAGAUGGACAGAUUCAGACCCCUCAGCAUGGUUAGCUCUGACAUUCAUUGAGGUCCCUUUGGGACCAGGGAGAUGUCCUACUGCAGACAUCUUCCUCCAUAUUCGUCUCCUCACCUCCGGGAGUGUUUAGUAAUGCAUCUGGGGCAUUUCAGUUGGUUAGUAGUAUCUCAACUGCUGGUAGCGUUUAUUUGGGAAAGUGGGAGAAGAGGCAUUCCUACUGGAGAAAAUAUAAGUGUUUUCCUACAAACUCUGUAUCAGCUAUGAAUUAUAUUUGUGCUUAAAAAUUUCCCUUCAUUCAUCAAUCAGGUAAAGUCCAGAUGUGAGUUAUCUUGGGAGAAAAAAUUGUAUUCUAAACAGACAGUUGUUUAUGUAGUUUGAGGGUCAGCAGAUGUUAGUCUUCUUCCUUCAGCUCGUUUGAGAUCCACACAUAUCACUCCACCUCUACCUGUUGCCCCAGUUUGAAAGCAUCCAUUUAUGAGCAAAGGUCAACCUCAGUCUGGAGCUCUUGCCCACAUAACCAUAAAGGAUGUCCCUGGUCUGUUCCAUCUCCAUGGAUGGUGUUGCUGCUGGGCAACAGUGUUGGCUUCUUUUAAGUACCCCUUCCCUCCUUACCCACCCCCAAACUAACUGGCACUUGAGGGACUUAAUAAUAAAGGUUCAGCUCCAGGGAUAGUACCUGAGUAUGUCCCAUGCCUCUUCAUUCAGACCAGCUGCUUCCAUUGGAUUUCCAGGGUCAUAGUCCCAACUGGAAGCAGCAGUACCUCUGUAGGAGGGGUGCUGGGCUCUGGCCUUCUCAUGAAGAGAGGUCAGGGACAGGGUCAGCAUCAAGGGCACAUGUAAAUCUUCCCAAGUUCUCCUUUUACAAUCCCUACUGAGACUCCCUGACUUAUUUUGGUUGGUUCCUAGUGCUACUUUUACAAACUACACUUUGUAGAAUUGAUUAGAUUACCUUGUUUAUUUAAUGUGAAUUUGUGCCUUUUUGUCUCAAUCUUCCAAUACAGAUAUAUUGAGGAAAAAAGCAGUCUAAUAAAAUCCUAGACAGA
Molecule: messenger RNA, 3620 nt
Organism: Nycticebus coucang (slow loris)
Lineage: Eukaryota; Metazoa; Chordata; Mammalia; Primates; Lorisidae
Gene: PITPNA
Product: phosphatidylinositol transfer protein alpha
Exons: 12
Coding region: 239-1051 (270 amino acids)
Biological process (GO): phospholipid transport
Cellular component (GO): cytoplasm
Molecular function (GO): phosphatidylcholine intramembrane carrier activity; phosphatidylcholine binding; phosphatidylinositol binding
Source: RefSeq, a predicted model, not a curated record